Cyphellophora attinorum is the source of this 1179-nucleotide messenger RNA. Its product is annotated as Peroxisome biogenesis protein 19-1. Gene Ontology annotation, cellular component: peroxisome; peroxisomal membrane. NCBI's taxonomy places the organism in Eukaryota, Fungi, Ascomycota, Eurotiomycetes, Chaetothyriales, Cyphellophoraceae. The coding region runs from base 1 to 1179 and encodes 392 amino acids. The record is from RefSeq and is a predicted model, not a curated record. The transcript has 2 exons. Gene Ontology annotation, biological process: protein import into peroxisome membrane.
AUGGCGUCCGAAGCGGGCAGGCCAGCGGGAGAGCCUGAGAAGAGUACAGCAUCAGUACCUUCUACGAUCCCGCCCUCACAGUCCCAGCAGGACGACUCGGACCCCGACUUCGACGACCUCGAUGACGUGCUCGACCAGUUCUCCUCGAACGCUCCCUCAUCCUCCCAAGCACAACCCGCAACAAAACCACCACUCGUCUCCGCAGAAGCCUCAGGACCGGGCAGACCCAGCGCCUCCGACCAUGACAUCCCAAUUCCUGAUGGCCCACGAGAGGGAGAAAGCGAGGAGGAUUUCAUGAAGCGCCUGACUGCCGAGCUCUCUUCCGCCAUGUCCGCCAUGGCGUCUGGCGUGCCGGACGACGCCUCAAAAGCCACGCCCGAAGACCUCGCGAAGAUGGGCAAAGACUUGGAGGAGUUUACGCUCGCCAUGGAGAAAGAAGGCAUACAGCCGGAAGACCUACUGAAAGCGAUCCUGGGCGAGCAAGAAGGCGCCAAACUAGCCGCCGCAGCACACGAAGACGCUACCGCCUCAUUAUCGAAAUCACCCUCACAAUCAAAGACCACCUCCCCACAACCGGCCUCCUCGAAAGCUACCUCAUCAACACAACCUCCAUCAACCACCUCCUUCGACGAAACCAUACGCCGCACCAUGGAGCGCAUGUCCAGCUCCUCCGCAGCCGCCACCUCCGCCACACAAUCCAAAGCCUCCGCCACCUCAGAAGAGGACAUGCUCGCAGACCUCCUCAAAUCCCUCGGGCCCAACCCAGACGGCUCGCAGCAGAGCCCGGAUGACCUCUCUGCCAUGUUUUUAUCGAUGAUGCAACAAUUGACUGCCAAAUCCAUGCUGUACGAGCCAAUGAAGGACCUCGACUCGAAAUUCCCGGGCUGGCUCGAUUCCAACCGAAGUAAGCUGAAGAAGGCCGAUUUGACGCGGUACGAGAAGCAACAGGUGAUAGUGAAAGAGAUUGUGGGCAAGUUCGAGGAGAAGGGGUAUAGCGAUGACAAGACGCAGGAUAGGGACUUUGUGUGGGAGAAGAUGCAAGCGAUGCAAGAGCUGGGCGCGCCGCCGGAGGAUUUGGUUGAGGGUGGCGGGCUGAUGCCCGGGAUGGGGGAUCUGGGAGGGAUGGGGGAGUUGUUGGGAGGUGGCGGUGGGAAGGAUGAGGGAUGUCCGACGCAAUGA